AUCCGAUUACCUUGAAACAUAUAUUUUAUAUUGUCAGCAUGUAGAUUGUAAUGCUUUAACCGCUCAAAAAAUCGUAUAAUAGGAAGCAGUGAUUCAAUACUGGCCCUCACCGAAUUUCUAUUUAAAUGUCUAUAGCAUGUGUAUAUUUUUCCUAGACCUCUUUAUUCUACAAUACAAAAAGCCAGGUUUGAAUCAUAAAUGUCUAAGCUACUAGUCCACAAACUAUUCUGAUAUUUUUAAACAUCUUUGCAGAUUGAAAACUUCUGGUAACGCAAAAACAAAACUCAACACAAUCCAUCAAUUAAAAGUUUAAAUCUAUUUUUUCAUUGCAACAAAAAGAAAAGGUAGAAAAGAUUAAUGUAAUCCCAAAGAAAUAUCAGCUAGAAAAGAUUAAAGAAUCCCAAAGCCCAUUUUGGUAGUCUAAUCAAGAAGACAUUAAAUGGAAUGACUUCUUUUCUUACAGUUAUUGUACGGCAAAACACAUGUCCCCCAACCAAUCCAGCCCAUUGAUAGAGAAAUCAUUAAUAGUACUAGUCAAAAUAACACAUAACCACGAUUAACUACUUACUUAACCCUUGAUUUCACCUCAUUAUUAUUUCAUCCUUCGUUUCUGUCUACUCAACCGUCUCACAAUGGCGCCACCACAGACCUUCUCACUCCUCGCCUUCACUUUCUCCCUCCUCGCCAUCUCUUCCACCGUAGGCGGCUACAACAUUACUAAAAUCCUCGCUAGCUACCCGGACUACUCCUCCUUCAACAGCUACCUCUCUCAAACGAAGCUCGCGGAAGAAAUCAACACCUACCCGACGAUCACCCUCCUCGCCCUCAACAACGACGCAAUGGCUUCCUUCGCCGGAAAACGUCCCCUCUCCGUCGUCAAAAAAGCUCUAAGCCUCCUCACCCUCCUCGACUACUACGACCCCGAGAGCCUCCACCAAAUCUCAGAAGGCACGACUCUCUCCGUCACACUAUACAACAACACCGCCGGAAACGCUCCCGAGUACCUAGGAUACGUCAACAUAACCGAUCUUUACGGAGGCCAAGUCGCUUUCGGCUCCGCCGUUUCGGGCUCCAAGCUCGACUCUUACUUCACAAAAUCUAUCAAACAAAUCCCUUACGACAUCUCCGUCGUCGAGAUCGAUGCUCCCAUCAUCGCUCCGGGAAUCUUAGCCGCCUCCCCCGCCAACAUCACCGUAUUGCUAGAGAACGCCGGUUGCAAAACCUUCGCUAAAAUGCUCGCCAAGAGUGGAGUGAUCAAGAAGUACGAAUCAGUUAUUAAAAACGGUUUAACGGUUUUUGCACCGUCCGAUGAAGCUUUCAAAGCUAAAGGCGUCCCUGAUCUGACGAAGCUCACACGAGAUGAGGUGGUCUCGCUAGUAGAGUAUCACGCACUCGCUCAUUACAAACCCAAAGGCUCGCUGAAGAGUAACAAAAACAAAAUCUCCACGUUAGCCACUACCGGAGCUGGAAAAUUUGAUCUUACGACCUCCACCUCCGGCGACGAAGUUGUUCUUCACACCGGCAUUGCUUCGUCGAGACUCGUCCACACGGUGCUGGACGCUACCCCGGUCGUUAUUUUCACGGUGGAUAAUGUCCUCCUCCCUACUGAGCUAUUCGGAAAAUCUCAUUCUCCGGCGCCGGCGCCGGCGCUAUCUCCGGCCGGAGGAGCUUCACCCACCGCUGCUUCACCGUCAAAACCUUCUACGGACGAGUCACCGGGAAGUUUUCAUUCGUACUCGCCGACAGGUUUAGCUAACAGCAAGUCGGCUAACGCGGCGGUUGCCAUGAGCUCACCGUCGUUGUUCACUGCAUUGGUCACGCUUGUUACCAUAGCCAUGUUUCAGUUAGUUGAAACCUUUUGAAUUCUCGUAGUUGUUUUUUUUUUAGGGUUAUUACUAAACGAUGUAGUUUCACACUGUACAAAAUAUAUAAAAUAAAUGGGCCUACAAAA
This is a messenger RNA of Brassica napus (rape), 1951 nucleotides long. RefSeq names its product fasciclin-like arabinogalactan protein 8. Gene Ontology annotation, cellular component: plasma membrane. The transcript has a single exon. The record is from RefSeq and is a predicted model, not a curated record. Bases 633 to 1862 code for a protein of 409 amino acids. Lineage: Eukaryota; Viridiplantae; Streptophyta; Magnoliopsida; Brassicales; Brassicaceae.